UUAAAGAUAUUUGUGAAAGUGUAACAAAUACAGAAGCAAAGAAAAUUAUGGCAGAAUAUUUAGUUGCAUCUACGUAUAUGAAUAUGAAGAGACAGCUAGAAAGAGAUCUGUUACGACUUUUACCCUUUACCUCAGUUGAACCAUAUAAAGGACAGUUUGAGAAGAAUGAUAAAAGAGAAAGAAUAGCAUCCAUUAAAUAUACAGGGGUUGAUAGUAUUAAUAUUACAACAAAAACAGCCAGAGAAAGACAAUAUCGACAUUCAGAAGAUUUAUGGGAUGCCUUACGGCGUUGUUUACGAUUAAAACAAGUUGAACCAAAAGGAAGAUUUAAUCAUACCAUGAUUGAUUCAGAAAAACAACCCAGAAAAUAUCAGAAAUCAGAUAAAAGAGAACAGUCGUAUUUUCUUGGAAAUGUGAAAGAACAGCGUAGUGGACAGAGUUUUACAUUAUCAACAUCAACUACAGGUCAUCAGAGUGUGACAGAGGCCAUACUUGGUAGUACGCCUGCUUUUUUACAGGGUGCACAUGGGGAAGAUAACUCUUAUAAUAAUAAUAUCACAUUACAAAUGGAAGUCGGCCUUACUGAACAUAUAGGACAGAAUUUAAAGAAAGAUACCCGAGCCAAGGCUAAGAAUGUUGCUCAAGAAUAUAUGGCUUGUCAGGUUCAGCAAUCUAAACAGUUAUGUCAUUUAUUGUGGAGUUUAAUAGAACCAAAUCUAGAACUUACUGGAGAUCAGUUUAUUCCUAAAUUAUGUGAGUGUGGUGGGGCUGAAGAAUAUGAAUUAUUUAUAUUAUAUGAAAGAUUUUAUAUGACAGUUAAAGAAUGUGUAUUUCCUCUUCCACCAGGUUUUCAAACAUUUUUCACAGCUUUAGCAUUUAGAUGUUUAAAUUUUCAUUUAUUUGUACAAUAUGUUGAUCGAGGUGUCUUACAACUAACUGGUGAUUUUAUCCAACAAAUUUUAGUGGAUUUAAGUGAUGAAGGAGAAGAAUUAGAAUAUAAAUACCAAUUAAUGUCAAAAUUACCUAAGGAAUCUUUAGAAGAAUGUUUUAAACAGUGGAAUCAUCCAAUAGCUGUAAGUUAUAUUGCCAAACAACAAACUACACAAAUACUUACAUUAGGUAAAGAGAUUGAAAAGAUGAAAUUAGAAAAGAAGGUAGAAAGAGAAAGAGCUGGUACAACAGAUAGUAGUAGUAGCAGUAAUAUUGGGGAGGAUAUUGUCACCUUUUCACCUUUAAACUCUUUUAUAAAUUAUUUGUUGGAGACAUCAUCAGCGCUACGUAUAAUGAAGAAGACAAGUAAUCUUGACAUUCCUAAAAUAGAUCCUGUGUUCCUACAGGAAGUAGCAUUAUGUCAUGUCUCAGCUGAAAGCAAUUAUGAUUUAUCAUUAGUUAAUUUCUGAGUUCCAUCCUGAUAUAAUUAUAUAACUAGUCACAAAUAUUUACAAAGGGCUUUAAUUUUUCUUUCCCUAUGUUUAAUUUUAGUAGGAUUAAUUAUAAUAAUUGCUGAGUUCCUGACAGGUGCUCUGUGACAUAUUUCAUUACCUCGGACACAGAAUAUACUGUGAUGUUCUUAGUCUUACCACUUUAAUGGGUUAUAUCUCGGAGACAUUUAUUGUUUUUUUUGCUACAUAUUUUGGUGCUACAUUAAGUUUACCUUGCAUUAUCCUACUGGUACCCAAUUACUGUUGGUUAGAUUUAAACCCCAAUCUUUGUUGUUUAUAUAUUAUAAAAAUCUUUAUAAAGUAAUGUUUCUUGUUUCAUUGAUGUUAAAUUCGGAGAUGUUGGUGGUCGUCCCUAGCAUAUACAGUUAUUAAAAUGUAAGGUAUAAAAAAUGUGAUGUGGGCCGGGAGUUUUUUUUUUUUGGUCAAUGGAUCACUGAAUUAAAUGACUUCUGAUUCUGACAAAAAAUAUAAGAUUUCAACUGGAAUUUGAUCAAAAACCUUUCAUCAGUUCGUGGUUGAUAAUUAAUGGCCAAAAUGCAUCAGGACAACAACUUCAAACUAGUAGAAAUAGAAACCAUAGUUUUAAAAUUGGGGUGGAGGGCAGCUUCAUCCUCUAAUGGUCAGGGUGGACAAUACCUGCAGAGAUUUAAUAUGACUUAUUUAGUACCAAUAAAUGGUUCCGUUUCCAAAACUGCAGUAUUCAUGCUGUCAUGUUUUUUGCCAACUGCAGUAGCCCAUUAUGGUUUUCUCCUGUGAAAAAUAUAAGCUAAAUGAAAUGAAAUAAUGAUUUUAUAUAUUGAUUAUUCGUGUGAUUCUAUUGUUUCAAUGGCAUUUAGAUAUAGAACUGGUAAUUGAUUCUAGCUCUUUGAAGCUGGACAUGGUUUUCAAAGUUAGAAAGUUAUGUACCUGUAUACUGAAUAGUACUAAUUUGAUAGUCUAUUUUCUGGUGGGUUUAGGAAUCAGAAAUUCCCACACUCGGAGUUAAACACCACAAGAAUUCUCAAUAGAAUAAUUUCCCACAUGGAAAUGAUCUCCCCAAACGGCCUGAAAGUGGGAAGGGGCCUCAUCAACUCUGCACAGGGGCACUGCAUCAAUAUUAGACAAGGAAAUAAUACAAAAAACAUUUCAAGUUGUUUUUUUAAUAUUUUACUUUCACCUACAUGUAGGAUUGGUAUAAUCAAGACAAAAACAACAAUUGAUAAUAAAAUGGGUGAAAUAUAAAUACAUGUACAUUAAAGUUAUGUCUGGUUAAUAAAGUAAAAGAAUUAAAUACUGUUGACAACAA
Molecule: messenger RNA, 2727 nt
Organism: Patella vulgata (common limpet)
Lineage: Eukaryota; Metazoa; Mollusca; Gastropoda; Patellidae
Product: protein pigeon
Exons: 15
Coding region: 48-1400 (450 amino acids)
Biological process (GO): positive regulation of amyloid-beta formation
Cellular component (GO): trans-Golgi network
Source: RefSeq, a predicted model, not a curated record